GGCGGUGGCAGAGGGCGGCCGUUGCGGGCCGGCCCGCGGGGCUGAGGCCGAGCCGAGCCGGGCCCGCGCACGCCGGGGGCCCACCAUGCGGCGGCUGCGGCGCCUGGCGCACCUGGUGCUCUUCUGCCCCUUCUCCAAGGGCCUGCAGGGCCGGCUCCCGGGCCUCAGGGUCAAGUACGUCUUCUUGGUCUGGCUGGGCGUCUCUGUGGGCAGCUGGAUGGUGUACGUGCACUACUCGUCCCACGCGGAGCUCUGCCGUGGGCACGUCUGCCAGGUGGUUAUCUGUGACCAGUACCGCAAGGGCAUCAUCUCCGGCUCCAUCUGCCAGGACCUGUGCAACCUGCACAAGGUAGAGUGGAGGACGUGCCUGUCCUCCGUCCCAGGCCAGCAGGUGUACAGUGGGCUGUGGCAGGGCAAGGAGGUGACCAUUAAGUGCGGCAUCGAGGAGGGCCUGGACCCCAAGGCCAGGUCGGACCCGGCCCCCCGGCAGGAUCUGGUGCUGUUCGACAAGCCCACUCGGGGCACCUCAAUUAAGGAGUUCCGGGAGAUGACCCUCAGCUUUCUCAAGGCGAACCUGGGAGACCUGCCCUCCCUGCCCGCGCUGGUUGGGCAGGUCCUGCUCAUGGCCGACUUCAACAAGGACAGCAGGGUGUCCCUGGCCGAGGCCAAGUCGGUGUGGGCCCUGCUCCAACGGAACGAGUUCCUGCUGCUGCUGUCCCUCCAGGAGGAGCACGCGUCCCGGCUGCUGGGCUCCUGCGGGGACCUCUAUGUCACCGAGGGGGUCCCACACAGUUCCUGGCACGGGGCCGCUCUCCCGCCCCUCCUGCGCCCGCUGCUGCCCCCCGCCCUGCAUGCAGCCCUGCAGCGGUGGCUGGGGCCCGCGUGGCCCUGGAGGGCCAAGAUCGCCAUCGGCCUGCUGGAGUUUGUGGAGGAGCUCUUCCAUGGCGCCUACGGGACCUUCUACAUGUGCGAGACCACGCUGGCCAACGUGGGCUACACGGCCAAGUACGACUUCAAGAUGGCCGACCUGCAGCAGGUGGCGCCCGAGGCCGCCGUGCGCCGCUUCCUGCGGGGCCGCCACUGCGAGCGCAGCUCGGACUGCACCUACGGCCGGGACUGCAGGGCCCCCUGUGACAAGCUCAUGAGGCAGUGCAAGGGCGACCUCAUCCAGCCCAACCUGGCCAAGGUGUGCGAGCUGCUACGGGACUACCUGCUGCCCGGUGCCCCCGCCGACCUGCACGAGGAGCUGGGCAAGCAGCUGCGCACCUGCACGACGCUGAGCGGGCUGGCCAGCCAGGUGGAGGCCCACCACUCGCUGGUGCUGAGCCACCUCAAGACCCUGCUCUGGAAGAAGAUCUCCAACACCAAGUACUCAUGAUGGCCGGCUCCCAGCCCCCCGCUCCCAACUCCCAGGGGCUGCCUGGGGCCCCAGAGAGCCACUCCCGCCCUUGGGUCCUCCUCGCUCUUCACCCUACCACCCAGCAAAGGACAGGACCACAGGAGCUGGAGGCCUGGCCUGCAUCCACCCACAACAAGCCAGGGAAGGGGUCCUUCCCUCAGCCCCAGACGCCAACAACCCAGACAGGGGAGCCGCAUAGCUGCAAAGGGGGUGGGGGGGGCAGGAGGAGCACCUGGAGCCUGACCACAAGGGCUGGC
Neomonachus schauinslandi (Hawaiian monk seal) is the source of this 1656-nucleotide messenger RNA. It is a transcript of the gene DIPK1B, whose product is annotated as divergent protein kinase domain 1B. Lineage: Eukaryota; Metazoa; Chordata; Mammalia; Carnivora; Phocidae. The transcript is spliced from 5 exons. The record is from RefSeq and is a predicted model, not a curated record. The coding region runs from base 86 to 1378 and encodes 430 amino acids.